AUUGUCAAUGCCUAAAAAAUAAAACUGCAUCCACUAUGCACAACUUGAGGCUUUUGUUAUAUUUGUUAGGAAGCUACACAAAAUUACAAGAUCUAAAAGGAGCUAUUCGUAACAUUUAAUAAUAUUAAGCCCGAAAUAAUUAUCCGAAAAAAUAAAAUGCUGAAACCACGUACUUUGUAAGUUCAUUUUAUUCUUUGAUACGGCAAAAAUGUAAUAAAAAUGUGAUUUUGUCAUCAUUAGUAAUUCCCAAUGCAUGUAUGUAAAAGUAAUUUGGCCCAUCUCAGUUCCACGUUUUGCUACUGAUCAGUUCAUAUCCCCCAUUUCUGAUCGCGUGUUUGUUAUAUGCUUGCUACUAUUUGGUCGUUGUCCAAUCAGUGUAGUGUAGAAAUCAGUGUAGAAAUCCCAUUGUCCACAGUUUAAGUCCAUGUCAAACAUAAUGAAGCGUUAUUUUGUGUAAACAUGCAACCCUUUAUAAAAGAAGAGCUAUCCCGUAAAUCGAGGGAGUCGCUCAGAAGUUUUAUUGAUGCAGAUCAAACAAUAUACCGUUAUCAGUGUUCAGUAUAUGGUGGCAAUUAGUGAAUCUUCAAGUUCAUUAAGUUUUAUAAGGGGCUUGAACCAAGGAAAUCUGGGAGCAUUUGUGUUUCAUAUUUUCGUGGAUGCAAGAUUAUAAUUUCAUCCAAUUUUUAUAAUGGGAGGAAUUGGAAAAAAUGUCAAACUAUUAAUAAUUGUGGCUGUGGUAAUUGGAGCUGUAGCCAUUGGCUUGUUGGUAUCAACCGUCGUUUUGGGUGUCCGAUUGAAAAACAAGUCUGACGAGUUGACAGAUCUUCAAAACUCUCAGCCAAAAUAUUGCACAAAUCCAGAAUGCGUGAGAGCUGCAGGCAACAUGAUUCAAGGGAUGGACUUAGUUAUGAAUCCAUGUACUGAUUUCUAUCAAUUUUCGUGUGGAGCCUGGGUCAAACAAAAUCCAAUUCCAGACACGUCCUCGUCCUGGAACCAAUUUAACAUUCUUCGAGAACAAUUAAGUCGCGAUGUCAGAGGUAUCUUGGAAAGUGAUAUUGAUGACAUUGAUCCAGAACCUGUUAAAUUGGCAAAAACAUUUUACAAGAGUUGCAUGGAACAAAACACAACCGACCAGCUUGAACUGCACAGUUUGAUUGAAGAAUUUUUGAAGGUUGAGGACGCUCGUGUUGAUCUAGGGCUAAAAUUGGCAGAGCUGCGACGAAGGAUCGGAGCUCCAAUUAUCGCCAAUAUGUACGUGGAACUUGACGAGGAAAAUGCUUCAAAAUAUAUUAUUUAUGUUGAUCAACCAACAUUCGGUAUAAACAGAGCAUUUUUGGUCAACACUCCGCAUCCUACUAGGCAAGCAUAUCGAAGUUUAAUUGAACAAACUUGGCCACUUGUGUACCCUUUACCGGAGACGAAUUACUCAAAGAUUGCAGAUGAUAUUUUGGAAUUUGAAACAAGAAUUGCUGAGGUAACUGCCCCACCGGAAAAAAGACGCAACCGUACAGAACUCUAUAACUUGAUGAAUAUUCGAGAAUUUGGUGAACACACAGUCAAUGCCUCCUCGCACAUCAAUUGGGAAGUUUACGUUACAGAAAUGUUUAAGGAUGUUGUUGAAAGUCAUGACUUGGAUUUGGGGCCAAUUCCAGACCUAAACCUUGUCGUUCGUGAUAUCUCGUAUUUUACUGAGUUUGGUCAUGUAUUGAGUCAGACUAAUAUAGAAACCAUAGUAAAUUAUUUACGGUGGCGGCUUAUUUAUGGACUUGGAAAUGAUGUGAGUGGAAAACUCAGGGACCUGUUUUUUGAUUUUACAAAAAAAACUCAAGGCACAAUGUACCCUUCUCCAAUGUGGAAAAUUUGUUCCGAUAAGGCUAAUUCUUUUUUCGGAAUGGCAAUAAGUCGAAAUUAUGUACAAGAGGUGCUCAGUGAAGAUUUUCAACAAAAGAUGGGCGAACUGAUUAGAAAUAUUCAAGACGCCAUGUACGAGAAUAUUGACACUGUGGAAUGGAUCAGUAGCAGUGACACGAGAGAAAAGGCAAAGGAGAAAGCGAGAAAAAUGAAAGAGUUUGUCGGCUAUCCAGAUUGGCUGCUAAACAAUUCAACAGCUUUGGAUCACCAUUACAAAGGCCUGUUAGUUAGCUCACCUAACAAUCACUUUCACAAUUAUUUAAACAUUUCAUACUGGAGAAAUAUGGAAGGACUAAGAAGAUUGAAAGAUGACCGAGAUACCAAUCGUUGGAUCACAGAUCCUACAGUUGUCAAUGCAUUUUACUCUUCAACCUACAAUUCAAUCAGUUUCCCAGCCGGCAUUUUACAACCCCCAUUCUAUUUCACGGGAAAUCCAAUCCAAGCUAUAAAUUAUGGAGCUAUUGGAAUGGUGAUAGCACACGAAAUAACUCACGGGUUUGAUGACCGAGGAAGACAAAGCGAUGGUGAUGGUAACUUAAUAAAUUGGUGGGAUGAAGGAACUAUCAACCAUUAUGUAGAAAGAACAAAAUGCUUCAUAAAUCAGUAUAGUGAGUACACGGCUGAAGAAGCCAACAAUCUGAAAUUAAAUGGAAAUAAUACACUUGGAGAAAAUAUCGCUGAUAACAGUCUUGCAACAUCAUUCAAUGCAUAUAAGGCAUUUAUAAGGCAGCAUGGAACAGAACCUCGUCUCCCAGGAUUGGAUUACACACCUGAACAAUUAUUUUUUAUCGCCUUUGCUCAAAUUUGGUGUGGAAGUUACACCCCAUUAGGAAUGGAAAAUCAAAUUUUGACAGGAGCGCACUCGCCUAAUCGAUUCCGAGUUCAAGGUGUUUUACAAAAUUCUAGAGAAUUUGCUGAAACGUGGAAUUGUCCAUUGCCCGACGAAAAUACAAGGUGUAAAAUUUGGUAGCAUCAAAUACCCAGUAAACUUAAACAAUUGUAUGUUAUCUUAUGAUGAAAAUAAAGUAUGCACAUAUUUAUGUUAAACAUA
Molecule: messenger RNA, 2962 nt
Organism: Folsomia candida
Lineage: Eukaryota; Metazoa; Arthropoda; Collembola; Entomobryomorpha; Isotomidae
Product: membrane metallo-endopeptidase-like 1
Exons: 19
Coding region: 689-2881 (730 amino acids)
Biological process (GO): protein processing
Cellular component (GO): plasma membrane
Molecular function (GO): metalloendopeptidase activity
Source: RefSeq, a predicted model, not a curated record